Alternaria conjuncta is the source of this 1269-nucleotide messenger RNA. RefSeq lists its product as uncharacterized. The coding region runs from base 1 to 1269 and encodes 422 amino acids. NCBI's taxonomy places the organism in Eukaryota, Fungi, Ascomycota, Dothideomycetes, Pleosporales, Pleosporaceae. The transcript is spliced from 3 exons. The record is from RefSeq and is a predicted model, not a curated record.
AUGAAUCAGAAUAACGACCUCGCGAAUAGUGUGGCGUCUCCUUCAGGUGGCUCAGACUACACGCUGAGUCACAUCGUCAGUCACGGCGGUGAUAACCCUGCUCAAGUCCAAGACUAUCAAGCGUCAGAUGAACUGACUCGCAACGGACUGCGCGCUGAGGCAGCGUUCAAUACACCCAUGGUCCAGCUGAUCAUCAAGGACUUCUGCGACUUGAGCGAGCGACUGGAGCAGAUCGGGGCUAUGAUUCCCACACAGAGUGGCCUACAUUACUGGGUUAGCGACUCCGCCAACGGAAGGGGUAUCAUCGUUGCCGAGUGUGUCGAACUCUUGAGGUACGCGCCCGGAUACACCGUGCGCGUUCCGCGUGACGUGCGAUUAGCAUUUGAAGCCCUCAACACCCUCGAACUCGUAAACCAAGCUAUGUAUCACAGCCUCUCGGGGUAUCUACGAUACCUCGAAGCCCAACAGCCGGCGCAGGCUCUCCAAGCUUACCAACCACCACCACCACCUAUUCUACUCAAACGCCAGGACCAGAUCGUUGUACCGCAAGGACCUAGAACAUCCGGCGUUCGUUCCAGUGGUUCCGCUGGUAUCCAUCGGUACGAGUGGCCAGAGUCUCGUAAACUUGCCUGGCUUUGCAUCACCCCACGUAUGGUUCUACCUGAGAAGGCUUUAGAAUCCUCAUACUGUUCCUUCAACAGCGUAGCGCUGUGGGACCAUGUUGACGUCCGACUGAUUGGACCCAACAUCGAGGUGACUCUUGUGGAGAUCGCUGCGCUUAGUGUAGGCGAUUUACGGGCCCACUCCGCCGGCAGUAUGAAGAAGCAUCGACGAGAUGCUCGUAGUCACCUCUGCGCCGCCGCCGGUCUUACGCUCUCUGCGAUCAAUACCGAUCGUGUAAACUCAACUACCGAGUUCUGCGAUCUUCGCGACUGCUUCCUUGUCAGCCUGGGCGACGGACUAGUAUACUGGCCUGGAGGAGCUGAUCAGGGGGUGCUGACCCUUGCUGUCUGGCACGCUCGUCGACACGGCCAUAAUAACGUACGACUAUCUCAACUUGAGCGUUACGUCGAACAGGUACAAGAGGAAAUGGUUAAACUAUAUGGUCCUCUUCCACAGCCUAGUCCCCUUGGUCUCUAUCAGACUGAUUGGGAGGCGCUGGAGCGAAUCUUUCCGCAGCAGACUUACGAUGCGACUCGGGUUCAUGAUCCAACCUACGAUGUCGUCCGAAAGUGGUGGGCAGCGGGACGGUAUUUUCACCAAGACUAA